Messenger RNA from Penicillium paradoxum, 1521 nucleotides. Its product is annotated as MCT family MFS transporter. Lineage: Eukaryota; Fungi; Ascomycota; Eurotiomycetes; Eurotiales; Aspergillaceae. Gene Ontology annotation, molecular function: transmembrane transporter activity. The record is from RefSeq and is a predicted model, not a curated record. Bases 1 to 1521 code for a protein of 506 amino acids. The transcript is spliced from 2 exons. Gene Ontology annotation, biological process: transmembrane transport.
AUGACGGACAAUGCGCCGAUUGAUAUCAUUCGGUCUCAUCAAGAUGACUUGGACCGAGAAAGUGCAAAACAAGAAAAGCAAGUAAACCCGCAGUCGGCAACGUCGCUCGAGAUCGAUGAAGAUGAGAAAUACAAGCUGGAUGUUCCCCCGGACGGUGGUUACGGCUGGGUUUGUGUCGCCUGUGUCUUCUGGAUCAAUGCGCAUACCUGGGGUAUCAACAGCAGUUACGGUGUGUUCCUGAGCCACUAUCUCUCGAACGAUGUAUUUCCGAACACAUCAGCCCUAUCAUACGCCUUCACAGGCGGCCUGAGCAUCUCCUGUGCCCUCCUGGUGGCCCCGUUAGCCACCCACAUGAUCCACAAAUGGGGCACCCGCCUCGUCCUCAAUUUGGGCAUCUUCCUCGAGACCCUCUCCCUAAUCGGGGCCUCAUUCGCAACCCAAAAAUGGCACAUUUUCCUUAGUCAAGGCGUCUGCUUCGGGUGGGGCAUGGGUUUCCUCUUUGUGGGUAGCGUCGGUAUCACCCCGCAAUGGUUCAGCAAACACCGUGGUGUAGCUAUGGGUAUCAACGCCGCUGGAUCUGGCCUCGGCGGACUGAUCUACUCCCUCGCAGUGGGUGCCAUUAUCCCGCGCUACGGGUUGGGCUGGGCAUUCCGCAUAUUGGGUAUCAUCUCUUGCGUUGUGAACUUGGUCUGCUGCAAUUUACUCCGGGAUCGCAAUAAGGCUGUCGGCAGUAGAUUCACGGCUUUCCACCUACCCCUCCUGCGUCGCCCGGAAUUCUUGCUCUUUCUCGGGUGGGGUAUGUUCAGUAUGCUAGGCUACGUGGCGCUAUUGUUCAGCGUGGCCAACUUCGCCCUCUCCGUUGGUCUUUCCUCGCAUCAAGGAAGUAUUGUCUCGGCGUUGCUCAAUCUUGGACAGGGACUUGGUCGUCCGUUUGUUGGCAUGUUCAGUGAUCGACUUGGUCGUAUCAAUAUUGCCACUUUCCUAACAUUCCUCUGCGGUCUAUUCUGUCUCAUCAUCUGGACUUUCGCUGAUAGUAUGGGCGUGGUAUGUUUCUUUGCCGUGUUGGUCGGCACUGUUGCAGGGACAUAUUGGGCUACUGUUUCUCCCGUCCUGGCGGAAAUCAUUGGUAUCAGGGACCUUCCUUCCGGCUUGAGCAUUACCUGGCUGGCGCUUGUUAUCCCUUGCACUGUCUCUGAGCCAAUUGCCCUGCAGCUCCGCAGUCAUUAUGCUGAUGGCGGGACUUCAUAUCUUCGUGUUCAGAUCUUCACUGGAUUUAUGUAUUUGGGUGCUUCCGUAUGUUUGUGGCUCGUUCGCGGCUGGAAGGUCGGCGAAUCGGAGCGUUCUCAGGGAUGCCAGAAUUCGGUCGUGCAGACUGGCCCAUUGACCCAAAGGGCUGGAGGGAACGAGAAGCAAGAUCAAACUGCAGUUGUUUCCUCGACCGUGGAGGCCACCCAGUCGGAUGCCCAGCUAUGGGCCCCGGUCUGUCUAUGUCGCAAUAUGGUUACUUUAAAGAAGGUUUGA